Penicillium brasilianum is the source of this 849-nucleotide messenger RNA. The record is from the annotation of a GenBank genome assembly. NCBI's taxonomy places the organism in Eukaryota, Fungi, Ascomycota, Eurotiomycetes, Eurotiales, Aspergillaceae.
AUGGCGUCAAACUACUCCUUCAAGUACUUCACCGUUCAAUUCCCGGCUGAGAGCCCAUACGUCGCUCAUGUGGAGAUCAACCGGGCGGAGAAGAUGAACGCCUUCUUCGAAGCUAUGUGGCUGGAAAUGCGUCAAGUCUUCACCCAACUUUCGGAAGACCCAUCUGUCCGGGCUAUCGUCCUCAGUGGAGCUGGCGAAAAGGCAUUCACCGCCGGGUUAGACGUCAAGGCCGCCUCGCAGGGUGGCAUCCUCUCCAGCGACUCGAAUCUCGACCCCGCCCGCAAGGCGGUCCACCUGCGCCGCCAUGUCCUCGAGUUCCAGGACUGCAUCAGCGCCGUCGAGCGCUGCGAGAAGCCCGUCAUCGUCGCCAUGCACGGGUUCUCACUCGGUCUGGCCAUCGACCUGUCCACCGCCGCCGAUAUUCGCCUCUGCUCCAAGGAUGUGCGAUUCGCCGUCAAAGAGGUCGAUAUCGGCUUGGCAGCGGAUAUCGGUACCCUCAGCCGACUGCCCAAGGUAGUUGGCAAUUUCGGCUGGGUGAAGGAGGUAGCCUUGAGCGCGCGCAUUUUCGGGGCCGAGGAAGCUCUUCGCGUCGGUUUCGUGAACUCCGUUCAUGAGAAUCGCGCGGCGACGAUCGCGGCCGCUCUCAAGCUGGCUACGCUGAUUGCAUCGAAGAGUCCCGUGGCCGUUCAGGGUACCAAGGAGAUUCUGAACUGGUCGCGCGAUCACUCCGUGCAGGAUGGUCUGCGGUAUACUGGUGUGUGGAACAGCGCGGCGCUGCAGACGGGCGAUGUCUCUACUGCUCUGCUCUCGGGGCUACAGAAACGUACCCCUACUUUCGAGAAACUAUAA